ACGGAAACGGACUGACGUAAGAGGCGACGGAUGUUCAGUCCGAUUGGCUCCUCCGCUAAACUAAAGUGAAGUAAAUAGUUACCACUCGAUCUGUGCUGGCUAGUUAGCAGGUAUUGUGGAGUGUAGUUAAUAGUCCGCCUGGACAAGAGAAAAUAUGACCGCACCAAGAUACUUUUUCUGAAGUAACCAGCUAACGCGAAGAUGGAGGAACAGGAAAGGGACACGCUGGCUGCUUUGCCCGAAUCCCAAGUUGUAUCGGGUCCCAAUGGCAGCGAUGGUGGUGAAGCUAAAGAUGCAGAGGCGGGCUUGAGGCCUGUGGAGAAGCGUGGUCCAUACAUCAUGUCCCGAGCUCCACCCAUUCACCAGAAACUGCAAAAGCACCGAGAGGUGGCUCGAAAGGCUUUGAAGAAGAAAGCCCUUACAUUGGGGGGACCAAUAAUGCAACAGCCCAGGCAUGGACCCAAGAGGAAUGUGAAGUUUAAUAAAGGCUACAGGGCCCUCAGCCAGAACCCCGAAGACACCCUGGUGUCGCUGGACUCGGACAGUGAUGGCGAGCUUGAAUCGCAGUAUUCCUCAGGGUACUCCUCAUCCGAGGUCCACCCUGAAGUGAGCAGGCAGCUGCUGAAGGACGGCUACCGGCUAGAUGAGAUCCCGGACGACGAGGACCUAGACCUCAUCCCGCCUAAGUCCCUGACUGCCACCCGAUGCUGCUGCUCGGACGCCGUGUCCUGCAGCGUGCAGUGAGCGAGGCCGGCCGCGGCCUCCCCCAGCCUUAUUCCUGGAGCUGCCUUAUCACCCCAUCCACUAGGUGGUGCUGCAAACCUCUUUCACGAAUACUCCCGUACCCUGCUGUCCAUGAGAGAGGCCCUGCUGGCUGUCAGUCUGUGUGUUUACAAUGGGGAGUGCCGUAAAAGGGGGCGGGGUUGAGGCUCUGAGUUUUCAUUCACUGUUGUGCAUCCUCAACUAAGGCACCGACUUGCCUGCAAUUAAUGACAAGCAUGACCGACAUCGCUCAUCCCGUCAGAAAACCGCUUUGAGGGGCUGCUGGCCUGCAUCCUUUUUUCUCUGUGGGAAACACAAAAAAAACAUUGGAAGAACUGGUCUUAAACUUGUAUUACUGUUUCUGAUAUCCCUUCAAAAUACAAACCUUUGUCACCAUUUAGAUCUUAAGAUCAGUGGCUUGUAAGUUAGUAUGGAAUCCAGGAAUAAGGACUUGGUUUGAGUUUCCUGAAUAUUUAAAGGUCACAGCAUAAUCCAGAAUGGCAGGGGAGGUCACGGAGGUCAGCUGAUGGGUGUUAGCCUGUCGUUCUAGAUUGUUUUGGAAUAUUUUUAUUUUUAUUUUUUUUUUUUUUUAGAGAGGCGAAUUGAAAGUGAACGCAGAUGGGAUCUGUAGAGAACAGGCAUCAUGGUCUGUUACUUUGUGAUUUUCCUUUUUCUCUGCAGUGUUUGAAUUGCCAGCAGGGGCUGCCUCGAGUUCAGCUUUCCCUAUGUGUGUGUGCACAUGUACCUGGAACAGAUUUGGUGUCUCCCUUAAAUCAGCCAUUGCCUUCAAAGCCUAAGUGAGAUGCACUGAAAGAAACACUAACUUUCUUCUUGCUUACCGGGUAUGGGUAUGGGCCUAAUAUGUGUAGUAUUUCCUUCGGAGGAAAGCUGCGAGUUCCGUUUCUGAAUUGCUUUCUUGUCUUAAUUGCUCUGACUCACGAGUGAAUCUUUUUUCCUGUAAAGGCCGAGCAUUACAAAGCAGAGCAUUUUUCCGUUACCGCUUCGCACAGGCAGCGCUGGAGUGGAUUCAGCACUGCGGGCGUGGACCUUUUCUUUAAAGUGGUUUGAGGGUCGCUGUUUUUGCAAGAAGUAUUUUGGGUAUGAGGCUCUGAGGUGCUGAAUCACACUUUGUGGUGUCUGUGUGUGUUUUCAGUGGUUGUGUCCUAAUUUUGAGUGAGUGUCUUUUAUCCGUGUGUAAACGUUUUUGAGGUGUGUGUGUGUGUCUUUUUCCUGCAAUGUAGCCAUUCCCAGUCUGAACUUACUAUACCUGUAUCUAUGCAACUAGCAAGACAAUCUUUAUAUAGAAUUUACUAGUAAAACGUAUAUACUUUCAGCAAAUGUUACUGAGUGUUCUUUGCAAUAACGAGUUUUUCUUAUUAUUUAAAGGACUAUUUAAGUGAUUUUUAUUGACCGUCAUGAAUAAAAUUAUCUGUCUCCCUUGUUA
This is a messenger RNA of Brienomyrus brachyistius, 2206 nucleotides long. It is a transcript of the gene fam219b, whose product is annotated as family with sequence similarity 219 member B. Lineage: Eukaryota; Metazoa; Chordata; Actinopteri; Osteoglossiformes; Mormyridae. Bases 202 to 744 code for a protein of 180 amino acids. The record is from RefSeq and is a predicted model, not a curated record. The transcript has 6 exons.